Lodderomyces jiufengensis is the source of this 2460-nucleotide messenger RNA. It is a transcript of the gene SEC6, whose product is annotated as SNARE-binding exocyst subunit. Gene Ontology annotation, cellular component: exocyst. The transcript has a single exon. Gene Ontology annotation, molecular function: SNARE binding. Gene Ontology annotation, biological process: exocyst localization; exocytosis. The coding region runs from base 1 to 2460 and encodes 819 amino acids. Lineage: Eukaryota; Fungi; Ascomycota; Pichiomycetes; Serinales; Debaryomycetaceae. The record is from RefSeq and is a predicted model, not a curated record.
AUGAGUGACAUAGCAUUAUCAAAGAUCGGAGGAUUAAUCAAAACGGAAGAUGAUUUAAAUAAGAUAGAAUUAAUACGACAACAAUUCACCAAAGAAAAAUCAGCGAUUGAUGUAAAAUUAUCAACUUCAACGCAAUUACAAAUUGAUUCUAUUAGAGACAAUGUAGCUCAAUUAGAUAAUACAAUGAAGAAAAUGACAGAUAUUCAAGGGAGUGUAUCCAAAAUAAAACAAAUUCAUGAAGAAUCCAUAACAUCAGUAAAAGAUUAUGAAAUCAUACGUGAAAUGACAACUAUAAAUCAAUCUUUCAAUCAAAUUUCAAGUUUAUAUAUUGAUAUUAAAAAUUUACAACCACUACUAAAAGAAUUAAAUAAUGAAAUAUUAAAAGAAUAUAAUGGGAUUCAUGAUGAUUUAUUAUAUCCAUUACCAAAUUUUUUGGGAAUUCAUUAUAGAUAUACACAAAUACGGAAUUUUCAAGAUUAUUUGGAAUAUUAUACAAGAUCAUUAUCUGAUGAUUUAAAAUCAAUUAUUUAUAAUAUUAUAUCCAAUGUAAAAGAAACUAUUAAAUUAUUUGAUGAAUUAGUUAAUGAAUGUAUCAUGUCGAUAACGGAAACUGCAAGGGAUAAUAAUUAUACUUGUUUAUAUAAUCUAAUUGCAAUAAUUUUAUGGGAAGAUCAACAAGAUAUAAAAUUAGAAUUAAUGGAUAAUUUACAAUUACUUAAAUUUGAUAUAAAUCAAGAUUAUCAAAAUUUCAGAAGCAAAAAAAGACACUAUAAAAAGUUCUUUUUUGAAAAAUUUAAAAUAUCACUUGAAUCACAAUUUAAUGAAUGUAUAAAUUUUUAUUCACAAGAUAAAAUUGCAUUGUACGAUAAUUUACAAUGGUUAGAAGAAGAAAUUUUAUUUAUUCAUGAAGUAUUAAGUCCUUUAUUUCCAAAAGAAUGGGGGAUUGAUGAAUUUGUACAAAAAGUAUAUUAUGAUAAAUUACACGAUUUUACAAUGGAAAUGAUUAAUCAAGAACCACCAGCUGAAGAUAUUUUGAAAAUAUUACUGUAUGAUAAAAAAUUUGAAAAUUUUAUAAAAGAAUGUGACGGUAAAACAACUUCAAUUAUUGGUGAAGAUUUGAAAACUACUGUACUUGAUGAUUAUUUAAAUUCAAUCACAUCGAAAAUGAAAGAAUGGAAUCAAAGCUUAAUAAAUCAAGAAACAAAAUUUUUCACUGAAAGAUUAAAAGCACCUGAUGUUUAUCCAUAUGAAGAUGUUAUUGAAGAUGAAGAUAAUUUUAAUAAUAUAACUUCUGUUAGUAUACACAUUUCAGCAUUUGUUUUACCUGAUUUUAAAACUCCAUUGAAUAUGUUGAAACAACAAGCUGAUGUUGCAGCAGAAUCACAAUACUCCAAAAUUUUAGUUGAAGUUAUUGAAAGUUGGUGUUCAUGUACAACAAUAAGAAUUGAAAAUUUCAAGACAAUAAUUGAUGAAGAAAAUGAUAGAUAUUUUACGGUCUUCAAUAAUGAGAAAUUUUUAGUUAAAGAAAGUAAAGCAAAAAAAUUAUUUACCAAAAAGCCAACAAUUGUGAAUAUUGAUGAAUUAACUCCAGAAGAACAACAAAAUAUUUCAAGAGAGGGACUUAUUGAAUAUUUAUCAGCAUUAGCAAAUUCAUUGGAGAUAAGUAAUGAAACAAUAAAUGAAAAAUUUACAAAAACAUACCUAGAUAAAGUUCAUUCAAAUUAUCAUACUAGAAUAUCAGAAGCAUUUCAAACAACUACAGACAAUUCCAUUGAAUUAUCUAUAAAAAUAUCAAAUUCAAUAUGUAAAAUCAUUAUUAACGAUUUAUACCCCGAAUUAUGUAAAUUGUUUAGUAAAAAAUGGUUAGAAGAUGGUCAAAAACAAACUGGAGAAGUAAUGAUGGCUUCAUUAAUAGCAGAAACCAUUGCAGAAUAUAUGAGAGAUUUAAGAUCUUAUUCCAUUUAUACAGUUUAUAAAGAUUUAUUUCAAUUAUUAUUAGAUAAUUUUGUUUGUUCAUAUUUAAAAAUUGGGUUUGAAAAUAUCUUGUAUGGUGAUGGUAAAAAAAUCAAUCCAGAAGUUCAAGGUUAUAAAUCAUUUGCUUCUAGAAUAAGGUUAGAUGCUGAAUUAUUAUUUGAUGGUUUACAAGAUUUAUUCACUAAAAAGGAUUUACAAUAUUUAUUUACUUCAUUAUCAGCUAUUGAAAAAAUCGGAGAUUUAGCUACUUGUCCCGAUCCAAUGAUUAAUAUUCCAGCAAUUUGGUCUUCUGAUAUUUUACCUAUUUUUUAUAAUUGUUCAUUAGAUUAUAUUAAAGCAGUCGUUUAUUGUAGAAAAGAUAUGGAAAAAACUCAAUGGAAAAUUUUAGAAAAACAAUUGAUUGAUUUACAAAACGAUUAUCAUAAUAAAGUUGAUGCACCUCAAUUUUCAGUAUUAACUUUGGAUAAUUUUGAAAUAAAUAUUUGA